Messenger RNA from Astrephomene gubernaculifera, 3693 nucleotides. The record is from the annotation of a GenBank genome assembly. Lineage: Eukaryota; Viridiplantae; Chlorophyta; Chlorophyceae; Chlamydomonadales; Astrephomenaceae.
GAUAAGCCCUUUUCCAAGUCCUUUAUAAAAUGGGGUGCGACUUGCAGCAUACAGGGCAGACGUAAUUCGACUGUGGCAACGGCUGAGAAACUCAUUUUGCAUUUGCCAUUCUAGAACGUAAUCCUAAAGGCGAAGCCUUUUGUGCGCUUCCUACGCUGCUAUGGUGCUUCCGUGUAUUGGCGCGACCAUCGCCACCGGCAUCGGCACCUUGGCAGGCCUAUCGCUUGGGCCAUACAUCUUUUCAGCCCUUACAAAGCCUACAAGUUAUCAUGUCCUGCGCGAGGAGGUAGACAGCGAUGACACAGUCGCAGCGCCCGACCCAGGCCUCCUUGUGAAGUCGGAGUUCCGCCGAGCCCUGCCACUGCUGGAGCCAUGGGUGACCGACCCAGAUUACGAGCGGGUGGCCAUGUUGAACCGGCUGGUGGGCACGCUGUGGCCCGCGCUCACGCAGGCCAUCAUGGAGCAGCUCAUCCGCGGGGACGUGUACAACAAGUCCGUCUACCCGCAGCUCAAGGAGAAGGUCUUCGACAAGUACCCGUUCAUUGAGGACAUCUUCCUGGGCAACCAGUCGCUGCGGCACGGCUCCCCCGCCGACCCCACCUCCUCACCGCACUCCUUCCUGGCCGGCAAGCUGUUCGGGCUGGGGGCUGUGGCUCCCCGGCUGGGCGGCAUGCGGGUGGCGCCCACCGCGGAUGAUGAGGUGCUGCUGGAGACGAGCGCGCUGUGGGGCAGCAGCGCCACGCUGGACGUGAGUGUGGUGCUGCGGCUGGGGCGGCUGCGGCUGGUGGUUCCGCUGCAGCUGGCCAACCUGAGCUUCAAGGCCGACGUUCGUGUGGUUCUGCGCCCCCUGGUGGAAAAGUUCCCCUGCCUGGGCGGCGUGAGCAUCUCGCUGCUGCGGCUGCCCCAGCUGGACUUCUCGCUGCGGCUGCUGGGCGGGGUGGACCUCAUGGCGCUGCCGCUGGUGCCGCAGAUACUGCAGGCGGCACUCAAGGUUGUGUUGGAGCCCGUCACGCUGCCGCUGCUGAACCGGCCGCUGGUGCCGGGGCUGGGGCUGGUACACCCCAACGCGGCGGCCUUCCCCGUCAUGCCCAAGUUCGGACUGCCCGACCCGCCGCCGGGGGCGCUGAGGGUGACGAUCGAGGAGGUGGAGAUCACCCGCGGCGGUGACGACCUUUACUGCCGUGUGGAGGUACGGCGGGGGCGCUUCAAGCAGACCAAGACCAUUCCCAACAACCGCAACCCCAAGUUCAAUGAGGAGUUCGCACUGAUUAUCGACUCCAUCGAGUACGACAGCCUGCUUCUGCGUGUGUACAACGACGACAUGGGCUGGAACGACACGCUGCUGGCGGAGGUGGUGCUGCCGUUCGGGGAGGUGGUGGGCAGCCGGACGGACCCGGACAGCGGCAAGGAGGUCACGGACUUCAGGCGAGCCGACUUCCUGGACAUGCCGUACAAGCGCUUCACGCUGCCGCUGCGGCGGGUGGCCAAGAGGGGAGCCAGGGCCCAGGGCCCCUCCAUGCGUGCCGUCAGCAGCCGGGGCCCAUCCUCCGCCCCCUCCUCCGCUCCCUCCUCCGCCCCUGCCUCCGCCGCCGCCUCCCCCAGCACCCCGGGCAAGGCCUCCAGCCUCCAACGCUUCUUCAACCGCCUCAAGCACAACAAGCGGGAGUCCCCGCUGCAGGGGUCACCGACCCAUGGGUCGGAGCCCGAGGCAGCUGCCGGCGCGCCCCCGCUGGGCGCCCUGCAGCCCUCCUCCUCCACGCGCGUGUCCGGUGGAGCCGUCAGCCCGUUCGAGGACCCCAAGGACGAGAUCGGCAAGAUUGUGUUCAAGGUGGAGUUCGUGCGCUUCAACAAGCCCGAGUACGACGACGUGAGCCGCGAGAAGGAGGAGCGAGCCCGGCGCCGCGACCCGCACCUCAGCAUGUUCCCGCCCGCGCCGGGGCGCUCGCUGGGGGUGGUCCACGGAGGCGGCGGAGGCGCGGGAGCCAAGCUGGCGUAUGGAGUGCUGACUGUACAGCUGGUGCGCUGCCUGGACCUGGCUCCAGAGGGCGCCAAGGACCUGGCCACCUACGUGCGCAUGCUGGUCACCAACGACAUCAAGGACGAGGAGCAGACCAGCAGCACUAUCCUCAACGAGCCCUCCCCGCGCUGGGGCGACAAGUUCGACUUCGUGCUCAUCCCCAGCUCCUCCGAGCUGCACAUCCAGGUGUACAACAAGGCGGGCAUGCUGGGAAAGCUCAUGGGCACCUUCCUCAACUUCAAAAAGGAGGACAACAAGGACACGCGGCUGGGCCAGGUGCUCAUCCGAGUGGAGGACGUGGCUCGCAACGGGCGCAUCAAGGAGGUGUGGUCGCUGCAGGACGCGGAGCGCGGAUACAUCGAGCUCAGCCUCAGCUGGCAGACCUGCCACUUGUCGCUGGACCAGCAGAGGGUGUGAGCGGCGGGUGCGGCAGCAGCAGCAGCAGCGGGAAGGGGAGGAGGAGGAGCAGGAGGAGCAGCAGGAGCAGGAGGAGGAGGAGCAGUGAACAUAGGAGGUUGUGCGAUAUAUAUGAUGGGGCUGUAAAGAAGGGCGCGGGUGUGUUUCGGGUUUGGGAUCAUACUCGUAGGCAAGUACUUUAGGCGUAUAGCCGUCCAUAUAUAUCGGUCCUGAAGCCUUGCCCCUGCCCGUGAGUGCAGCUGCGUGUUUGUUAUUUCAAGCUGCCACAUUGGAGUCUUGUAGAUGUAGCAUCCGCAUUGGUGCGUGGAGGUGUGGCGGUGGUCUGGUGGAAGGGCAGGUUGUAGGGUGCCGGCCAUCCUACACGCCGCUACUGGCCUUACUGCUCCAUGAGCUGGUUGAGAAAAGCAAUUCUGCGAGCAGCAUGCAGCACCUUUCCGUGUUCCCUGCCCUUGACCACUGCUCAUAAUUCUUUGUACAGUGAACGCUGUUGCAGCUAAUGGCAGGGCAAUUGUUAAGACUCUUAUGCAUGACUGGGAUUCGAUUUGGCCUUGCGUUAAUCGGAGGUCCGGAUCUGUAGCAGUGGAGAGUCUGGAUGGGUGGGUGUCUUUUUGCCGUUUUCAUCUUUCUUGGGUUCUUCUGUCAGGCGGCAGGGCUGCUGGUCUGUCGCGCACCAUGAUGACGAACGGGACGCCAACUAACGGUCAUGCAUGUUAUGGGGUUCUCUGGUUGUCUUUUGCAUCCAUGCAGGCAUGCAUGCAGUUUUGGCGGGGAAAGAGCAACUACCAUGGUGCUUGCACCUUGGUUUGCCUGGGUUCAAUGGCCUGAGCGCUCCUCGACGUCACCGGUGUUGCAUUUCUUGUGGGGGAACCUGGGUAUAAGAGCAAGGAUAGCAAACGACCGUUCGUGGGCUGAACAACUUGAGGAUACGGUAGCUGUCAACUUGAGUCCUGUACCGCAAGGCAGGGUGAGUACUGACGGGAUAGCAUGGGGGGAACCUCAGUAGGUCUGUGCAUCGUUGGAGCACACGGGAGCCAUGCAUACAUCGUGCGGUGCGGUUUUUAUUACGGUUGCAGCAGGGUUGAUUAGGGCAGUGGAAUGCAGAUGGCGGUGUGCGCAGGCAGAGCCUUUGUGGCUCCUGGUCAUCAUGCAUUCUAGGGCUGCAUUCUGCAUGUGGCCCCAGGAUGGUUGCGUCUUGCACAGAGCAACGGUACACUGUGCAGGGCUGAAUAAAUAGAGCGACCCGUGGGUCCGACUUGUAA